Messenger RNA from Aedes albopictus (Asian tiger mosquito), 4492 nucleotides. RefSeq lists its product as uncharacterized. The record is from RefSeq and is a predicted model, not a curated record. The transcript has 2 exons. Gene Ontology annotation, molecular function: nucleic acid binding; zinc ion binding. Lineage: Eukaryota; Metazoa; Arthropoda; Insecta; Diptera; Culicidae. Bases 1017 to 3365 code for a protein of 782 amino acids.
UAUUGUUCGCAUACGCGAAGAGGAGUUCUGCGCCAUCUAUAUGUGAAGUGGCAAUCAUCGACAACACCAACCAUCGUCAUUCGUCGAUCAUGGUGCUUUGCAGAGACAAACAACUUGAUUCAUCUCACUCUAUCCGGUCAACCAUGUUUUUGAUGGAGCGACCCAUUAUAAAAGCCGAAGAGGAUUCGUGUUCGGUCUCUUUUCCGACGACAACUCGACACCGUCACGAUCGUCAUCAUCAGUGAUCGCUACCACCCACCCGAGGUGAAUUCUAAUAAUUUGAAAUGUAACGAGAAAUUAGUAGUUUAUUGAAUAUAGAAUAGUUAGAAGUAGAAUUGAUUAACCGAAUAAAGUGUAGAUGUUAGUGAAAUGAACUUACCUGUAAUGUGAAGAAUCCCUGAGUGCCUGAAAAGAAGAGAAAGAAGAAAUAAACGUGAUACUUACCUUACUCUAUGAACUGUGUCUCCGUUGUGCGGUGUGGUGAGAAAGAAUCGAGCACAGAAAAACGUUUCAAACUGAGUUAAUCGAACAUUUGGUCCUUCGAGCCGGAUAUCGGCCGUCGAACUCCGUCCGUUCCGGUGCUCCCCGCGGUGAGCCGAACCGCCAUUGCUACUACUACACCGUUCUGUACCGCUCCGCCAUCGUGAGGAUCACGUAGUCACGGGAUUCCGCCAUAGUUAAAAUACGAGUACAAGGCAUUCUACCGCCUUGAAUAAGACCGAGCUCGCCUUUCCGUGAUCCAUUGCACUACUCUAGCUGCCGUUCCAUCUGGAGUACCCGAAGACAUUCCCGCCACAAAUUAGUGAUCUACUUCUACUACUUCAACGUCCAUUCCGUCCGAAGAACGUCUGGAACAACUCCUGUAACCCGCAGUAACUGUCUUCAAGAGUGCCAACAAUUCCAAUUUUACAAGGCAUAAAUUGCCUUUUCAAAGGUAAUUAGAUUUCCAUCUCUCUCUAUUCUUCCUCGUGUGAUCUGCGCGGUCUUACGCUUUACAGACCACUCCAACGAUCAUCAUGUCCACGGAACGUCGCAUCAAGGGGCUCAAAGGCAGACUGAAGAGUCUCCUUGCCUCCUUCAAUAUCAUCAAGGAUUUUGCCGAUAAAUACCAGGAAGAAACGGGUGCAAAUGAAGUUCCAGUGCGCCUGGAGAACCUCAACAAGUUGUGGGCAGACAUCCAAAGGACCCAAACCGAACUUGAAUCCGCCGACGAAGCAUCCAUCGACGAACAGAUAAAGGAUCGAGUUGACUUCGAGACAUCCUACUACCGUGUGAAAGGCAUACUCUUAGCAGCGAAUAACUCCUUCGAUAAUCCGUCCGUCCCCGCAUCACCUACUACAAACCCACAAGGCACUGUCCAGUCGUCACACGUACGUUUACCCGACGUCAAGCUUCCUGUAUUUAGUGGAAACAUCGACAGCUGGUUGAAUUUCCACGAUCUCUUUGUCUCACUAGUGCACUCUGCAGUCGAGUUGUCGAACAUUCAAAAGUUCUAUUACCUCCGCUCUUCCUUGUCCGGAGAAGCACUGAAGCUGGUUCAGUCAAUUACCAUUAGCGCUAACAACUACCUCGUCGCCUGGAAUUUGCUGGUAGAUCACUACCAAAACCCCUCGCGCCUAAAGCAGACCUACCUAGACUCCCUCUUCGAAUUCACCACCCUGAAGCGUGAGUCAGCAGCAGAUCUCCAUUCGCUAGUGGAGAAUUUCGAAGCCAACGUGAAGGUUCUGAAGCAACUCGGUGAGAAGACCCAGUUCUGGGAUGUCAUCCUGAUUCGCAUGCUCAGUGUCCGCCUAGAUCCCACUACUCGCAGGGACUGGGAGGAAUUUUCAUCCAGUCAACAAGCCACGACCUUCAAAGACCUCACUACCUUCAUUCAAAGAAGAGUUUCAGUGCUACAGACUAUCCAGAGAAAUGUUGUCGACACUCCAGCAUUCCCUCAGCAACCCAAGAAAUCUGUCCAGCGUCCGCUUACUUGUAAUACCGCCAACCAGUAUCUACAUCAACGAAAAUGCGUACUCUGUUCCGACCACCAUCCACUGUACAUGUGCGAAACCUUUUCCCAACUCACGCUAGAGGACAAGGAAGCCGAGGUCCGUCGUCAUCAGCUUUGUGGCAAUUGCUUGCGAAAGGGUCAUCUUUCCAAGGAUUGUUCGUCGUCAUCCAACUGCCGCCGUUGUCAAGCUCGGCACCAUACCCAGCUGUGCCCAAGUACUUCCACAUCGUCAGCGUCUCAACACGUUAGUUCUCAACCGGCAAGAUCGAUGAUACUUCCUUCAACGAGCGGUACUACAAUAACCUCUGCAACCGCAACGAUCACAGAGGUAGUCAGCUGUGCUUCAUCUGGUCAAACCCCAAAGAGAGUCCUCCUCGCCACUGCAACUGUCUUCAUCAUCGACGACGAUGGUACGAAACACAUUGCUCGAGCCCUUCUCGACUCGGGAAGUGAAUGCUCAUUCAUAACCGAGCGAUUUGCACAGGAUCUCAAAGCACAACGAAGAAGAAUUUGCCUACCGAUCAGUGGAAUUGGUCAGACUACCACCAAAGCAACAACGAAGUUUCUCGCCUGCAUGCGCUCUCGAGUUGGCGACUUCUCUACCAACGUCGAAUUCGUCGUCCUACCGAAAGUCACCAUCGAUCUUCCUGCCACCUGCAUUGAUAUUUCAUCCUGGAAUAUGCCGCCCGGAAUACACUUAGCCGACCCAUCGUUCUGCAAAACCAGCCAAGUGGACAUCGUCAUCGGAGCUGAAAUCUUUUUCGAACUCUUCCGCGUCCCUGGUCACAUUCCGCUCGGUGACAAUCUACCAGUGCUGGUGAAUUCUGCCCUUGGAUGGGUAGUAUGUGGAAAAGCAGAUGUCAACUCUUCAACGCCUGUCGUAGUUCAUUUUGCAACCACCACAUCGCGCCCACUCCCUGAAGCAAUUCGCGAGGACGCUUUCCAAACUGCCCAGGACGGAAACUCACGAUUUUCGUAUCGCCAAUUUCGCAACGACCUUCAUCCACCCAAAUCAUCUUCGCCUUCGGAAACGCAGCAGUUAGUUUCUACACCAACGAAAGGGGAAAGUUCAUCUCAUGCACUCGGAGUCAACAUUCACCGUAUCAAUCAUCUCGCCCAGCGAACGGAGCUGGCACCUCGUCCCAACAUCAACAACAAGCAACUCAACCACCUACGCCCGUCAACGUCAUCGGUUACAACGAAAAGCUACAUCGCUGCAUCUACAACAACACUCGAGUCGUCUAAUGCUUCGAUGAACCAACCAUCAUCCUCAAGCGCUCUGUUGGCUGAAUCAAAAUGCCGAUGUUGUGCUCUAAUUAGUUUCCGAAAUCCAUUGUCACCUCAACCGAAUCACUUCACUCGCCAAUCCUGAAGUCAGCUCACAGGGGCCAGAUCGAACAAACCAAUCGUCCCAUUGAUGUCUGGUCUAGUAACAUCGACGGGAAAAUCAUCAAUGAGCCACCACCUUUUCGGAAGUCCAAUUGUGCAACAUCAUCGUCGAUCUAAUCCAGCAUUGGUCAUCAACGUCAAAAUUCGCAUCGCUUUCGCUUCGCCACUUGCAUCCAAAUCAGAAUACGCUGCCAUCGACUUUCGAACCAAUCUACUAUCCGAACUCUCAUAUCCAAACAUCGCUCGAAGACACCAACUAUAACAUUCUCCGCUAGAAACCAAUAUUCCUUCUGCUGAUCCAUUCCGGCUGUACCUAAAAUGAAUUUAAAGGCUUUUAUUAUUAGAAGAUCAGGUAAGAACCUGUCCAAUCUCAUAAUUUGCGUCGUAACCCGCUACCGGGUCUUAUCUUGUUCCAUGUUUACUAUCGUCACCGUCGUCAAUCAUCGAGAUCGAUACCGAACCGAGACGAGAGGCAACGAAUGUUGACAACCAUUGAUUCCGAAACGUCACCAUUUCAUCGACAUGACCGAAACCAUCUUGGGCGAAUCAACUGCCAGAAAUGCUAUUUCUGAGGGGCCAGUAUGUUCGCAUACGCGAAGAGGAGUUCUGCGCCAUCUAUAUGUGAAGUGGCAAUCAUCGACAACACCAACCAUCGUCAUUCGUCGAUCAUGGUGCUUUGCAGAGACAAACAACUUGAUUCAUCUCACUCUAUCCGGUCAACCAUGUUUUUGAUGGAGCGACCCAUUAUAAAAGCCGAAGAGGAUUCGUGUUCGGUCUCUUUUCCGACGACAACUCGACACCGUCACGAUCGUCAUCAUCAGUGAUCGCUACCACCCACCCGAGGUGAAUUCUAAUAAUUUGAAAUGUAACGAGAAAUUAGUAGUUUAUUGAAUAUAGAAUAGUUAGAAGUAGAAUUGAUUAACCGAAUAAAGUGUAGAUGUUAGUGAAAUGAACUUACCUGUAAUGUGAAGAAUCCCUGAGUGCCUGAAAAGAAGAGAAAGAAGAAAUAAACGUGAUACUUACCUUACUCUAUGAACUGUGUCUCCGUUGUGCGGUGUGGUGAGAAAGAAUCGAGCACAGAAAAACGUUUCAAACUGAGUUAAUCGAACA